Aspergillus costaricaensis CBS 115574 is the source of this 979-nucleotide messenger RNA. It is a transcript of the gene med6, whose product is annotated as mediator complex subunit MED6. The transcript has 3 exons. Gene Ontology annotation, molecular function: transcription coactivator activity. Lineage: Eukaryota; Fungi; Ascomycota; Eurotiomycetes; Eurotiales; Aspergillaceae. Gene Ontology annotation, biological process: regulation of transcription by RNA polymerase II. Gene Ontology annotation, cellular component: mediator complex; core mediator complex. The record is from RefSeq and is a predicted model, not a curated record. The coding region runs from base 8 to 979 and encodes 323 amino acids.
CGAUCUCAUGGCGGGCACACCCGAUGCCUCCAUGGAGGAAAUCCUCUGGCGGUCCCCGCCCCACGUCCAGAUGAUGGGAGGAUACCUCCACUCCAACAACAUUCUUUUCUACUUUGCAGAGUCGCCAUUCUUUGACCCAACAUCCAACAACGCCUCACUUGCCAUCCAAGCAAACUACAAUGAAGCUUUCCGGCACUUUGUCGAGACGCGCGAGGCCUUCGAGGGCCGGUUAAAGACUAUGCAGGGCUUGGAAUUCGUGGUUUCAUAUGAUCCCAUCCAGGCAGCAGCACAACCUGAUGGUCGAUUUGCGCACGAGCCGUCAAACAUUUGGGUGAUUCGCAAGCAAAACCGGCGCAAGAGGACCGGCCUGGAAGAUGAGGUGGUAGUUUUAUCAACGUACUUUAUCGUCGGAGACUGCAUCUACAUGGCCCCCUCGGUUGCGAGUGUUGUGGGGAAUCGCAUCCUGUCCGCAGUUACGUCUCUCACCAGCUUGCUAAAGACAGCAUCUACACUACCUACCUUCACCCCGUCCCACGGCCAUACCUACAUGCCGCCUGCGCUCAAACAAGCCGAUGCAAGUCAACCUGGCACGCAGUCGCAGCAGAGCAAGGAGAACACCCCAUUACCGGACGCCGAUGCAGCUGGCAAGGCCUCGCUCGUUGGCUCUUCACAGGUUGUCGGCACUGGUUCGAGCCUGCAAGACACACGAACACUCGCAGAGUCAUUCAACCUGCUCCGAAGGUAUGGGGAGGAGUUUAUGGACGAGCAUCCGUUGGUGGGAGAGCCGGGAUCGUUCAUCCUAUCCCGUGUCAAUGACACAGACCGAACAUCAGCAGCGAAACCACCAGCCCCUGCCGCGAAGGUUGGAACGCCGCAGGUCCGGGUUGAUACGCCAGGGAAGGUAUCAGAGAAGGGGGCGACGCCAUCGGGAUCAGAGGAGAAUAAGAUGCGGAAGAAGAAAACUAAGGUUGGCAGUUGA